UGUCCUCUGGUGAGCGUGCGUGCGCGCGUUGUGCGGGUCGUGGACAUUCUCCGUGGGAGGGGUCUAGCGAGCCUGUCCCUGUGAUUGACCGGGGAGCAGAAGCAGGCGGGACGCGAGCGGCCACGGAGCGGCGGAGAGGCACUCGGCGAACCGCAUUUCUCAUUCCGCGCUGCUGCCUGAUGGGCGCCCAUUGAAACACAUCAGGUGGGAUUAGAUUCAUCAGCGAGUCGUUAAGUGUUCUGGAGCAGCUCGCAGGCAAGCAAGUGGUAGAUGGCGCUCUGCGUUGUGAUGGGAGUGAAUUGAAGACUUGCGUAUAGCGGCACUUUAAACGCUUGCGGUUAAGCCCAUGGAGAAAGAUGCGUGCAGGUUGGGCUUGCACAAAUACCCAAAGCGCAGAUUUAAAGUGGCUUGCAGUCACAAGGCACGCGACGUAUAAUGAAAGUCAUUUCGGGGAGUUGAAACAUCUUUUUUUACUCUCUCUGUUUUUUUUGUUGCGCGUUUUAGCGACGGGGGCGCGGACGCAUGGGCUCGGCAGAACGGGAAACCCAGCCGCGAGCUCAAAUGGAUGAUCUGGAGCUGUUUUACUGUGAUCAACCCGAUCGGACGGAUGCCCCCUUGGUUGUAAAGGAGCAAAGUAUCAACCCCAUCGGCCGCGGGAAGUUAAUUCAUCCCGGCGGAGGAGAGCGUUCAGCACCACGGACAGAGACCCGGAGAGCCGCGCGGCCAGAGCACGAAACGGAAACAUCUUUCACCUGCAAACACCAAGAUGACGAUGAUGAUGAUGUCCAGCUAAUAGGGAGUAGUCCACAAACAUGCAGUCUGAGUCAGAGCCCCUCAAGUGAACUGUGCGAGGGGGAGGAAGAGGAGGAGGAGGAGGAGGAAGAGGAGGAGGAAGAGGGAGAGGAAGAAGAGGACAUCCCGGAACUUUACUUGAUGUCCGAUGACGACCUCUCCUCCGACGCCUCGGGGAAGUCCGUGGAUUACGGCUUCAUCAUCGCCGUGACGUGCCUGGUGACCGGCAUCUCUCUGGUCGCCAUAUCCUACGCGGUCCCGAGGGACGUCCGGGUGGACCCGGACAGCGUGUCCGCCCGGGAGAUGGAGCGGCUGGAGCGGGAGAAAGCCGCUGUGGGGGCCCAUCUGGACCGGUGCGUCAUAGCGGGACUGUGCCUGCUUACCCUCGGGGGCGUGCUGCUCUCCACCCUGCUCAUGGUCUCCAUGUGGAAAGGAGAGAUGAUGAGGAGGAAGGCGUUCGCUUAUUCCAAACACGCAGCGAAGUUGUACGGGUCGAUCAGUUUGAGGAACGGCUCCAGCCCGACUUGGGGAUCCUGCUCACAUUUGUCAGGGGCUGAUGAGGAUUUAGAAGUGCUCAGCUGAAUUCACGGUCAGGACAAGCGGCAAAGACUCUGAGAAGUGUUCUAGCAAUUCCUACUGAGGCCUGUUUUAUAAUUC
Molecule: messenger RNA, 1449 nt
Organism: Gasterosteus aculeatus aculeatus (three-spined stickleback)
Lineage: Eukaryota; Metazoa; Chordata; Actinopteri; Perciformes; Gasterosteidae
Source: RefSeq, a predicted model, not a curated record